AUGAGCACCGACAGGUGGCCGGAGGAGAGCGCCGAGGGAGGUGCUGGGAGAACGGAGCGGAAGCCCACGGCCAAAGAUGCCUUCAAAGACAUUUCCACAUACUUCUCCAAGGAAGAAUGGACAGAGAUGGGAGAAUGGGAAAAAAUCCGAUAUAGGAAUGUGAAAAAGAACUAUGAAGCACUGAUUACUAUAGGUCUCAGAGCCCCUCGGCCAGCUUUCAUGUGUCACCGCAGGCAGGCCAUCAAACCCCAGGUGGAUGACCCUGAGGAUUCUGAUGAAGAAUGGACUCCAAGGCAGCAAGUGAAACCUUCUUGGGUGGCCUUCAGAGUGGAGCACAGUAAACACCAGAAGGUAAUGCCCCCGGUGCCAUUAAGUAAUGAAUCUAGUUUGAAGAAAUUGCCAGGAGCAGCGCAACUGCAGAAGGCAAGUGGCCCUGCGCAGGCCCAGAGCCCAGCGCCCCCUCCUGGAGCAGCAAGCACCUCUGCACGGCACACUAGACAAAAGCUGGAACGCAGAACAAAGCAGAUUGAAGUGAAGAUGUACAGCCUACGAGAAAGAAAGGUCCACGUGUACCAAGAGGUCAGCGAGCCCCAGGACGACGACUACCUCUAUUGUGAGACGUGUCAGAACUUCUUCAUUGACAGCUGUGCUGCUCACGGGGCCCCUACAUUUGUAAAGGACAGUGCAGUGGAGAAGGGGCAUCCCAACCGCUCGGCCCUCACUCUGCCCCCUGGAUUAAGUAUCAGACCAUCAGGCAUCCCUGAGGCUGGGCUUGGAGUAUGGAACGAGGCAUCCGAUCUGCCGUUGGGUCUGCACUUUGGCCCCUAUGAGGGCCGGAUCACAGAAGAUGAAGAGGCCGCCAACAGUGGAUACUCCUGGCUGAUCACCAAAGGGAGAAAUUGCUACGAGUAUGUGGAUGGAAAGGACAAGUCCUGGGCCAACUGGAUGAGGUAUGUGAACUGUGCCCGGGAUGAGGAGGAGCAGAACCUGGUGGCCUUCCAGUAUCACAGGCAGAUCUUCUACCGAACCUGCCGGGUGGUCAGGCCGGGCUGUGAACUGCUGGUCUGGUACGGGGACGAGUACAGCCAGGAGCUCGGCAUCCAGUGGGGCAGCGGGUGGAAGAGCCAGCUCGCGGCGGCGGGCAGAGGUGGGAGCCACCACUCUUCCAAUGCAAAGCAAGAAGCACUCCUGGGGAGCUUUCAUGGCCCGGCUCUUGACCAGAGUAAACUCCAGUCUGGACAGACCCAAAGCCCAAGAUCCAUCCAUGUGGCUCCUUCUCUCUGGCCUUCUUCAGUCAGAAAAUCCUCAGCCAAAACGUGGAACGCAGUCACCCGUCUCAGGUCCUCCCGAGAACACCCGCAAGAGACCGCAUCCAACCACAGGAUCCCUGCCCAGGCUAUCAAAAUCGGCAGCAGCAAUAUUCUGAUCCACACAGCUGGAGUGACAAACCUGAAGGUCAAGAGGUCAAGGAAAGGUCCAAACCUUUGCUGA
Molecule: messenger RNA, 1491 nt
Organism: Mesoplodon densirostris (Blainville's beaked whale)
Lineage: Eukaryota; Metazoa; Chordata; Mammalia; Artiodactyla; Ziphiidae
Gene: PRDM7
Product: PR/SET domain 7
Exons: 10
Coding region: 1-1491 (496 amino acids)
Biological process (GO): positive regulation of reciprocal meiotic recombination; regulation of DNA-templated transcription
Cellular component (GO): nucleus
Molecular function (GO): histone H3K36 methyltransferase activity; histone H3K4 methyltransferase activity; recombination hotspot binding
Source: RefSeq, a predicted model, not a curated record